GACUGCUUGCUCAUUCAUUCUUCCGUCCCGACUUUUCAUUAUAUUUAUAUUUCGUAUGUCAAUUGUCAAUUACGUCAAAUAACAACUGUCAAGUUUGAAUAUUGCGCUGCAGUUUUUUUAAUUGGAUAAUUCGAUUUAUUUGAUGCGUGACUGUUGCGUUGUAUAGCUGCGUCUUUUAUUUUUAUUGUGUUAGUGAUAUAAUUUACAUUUAACGGGCGGUGCGGUCAGAGGUGACUUGCAUUAACAAUGGGCCGAUUCCUAGUAAUAAUGCUGUUUGCGGUGGUCACCUGUGUGACCGCCUUCAGCAGGGUGCCGUUGUACCGCAUGCAGUCGGUGCGCAAGCACAUGCACGAAGUGGGGACUGAGCUGGACAUCCUGCGCGUGAAGUACGCCGUCUCAGGGCCCGCGCCGGAGCCGCUCUCCAACUAUCUUGAUGCACAAUACUACGGACCGAUCUCGAUCGGAUCGCCGCCACAGUCUUUCAAGGUGGUUUUCGACACGGGCUCUUCAAACUUGUGGGUGCCCUCUAAAAAGUGCCACCUCACAAACAUUGCUUGUUUAGUGCACAACAAGUAUGACAGCACUAAGUCCAAGACAUACCGCGCCAACGGCACGCAGUUUGCCAUACAGUACGGCUCAGGCAGCCUCUCUGGCUUCCUCUCAACCGAUGAUGUCACUGUGGGCGGCCUGUCGGUGCGCUCGCAGACGUUCGCGGAGGCGAUGUCGGAGCCGGGGCUGGCGUUCGUGGCCGCCAAGUUCGACGGCAUCCUCGGCAUGGCAUUCAGCAGCAUCUCCGUGGACGGCGUGCCGCCCGUAUUCGACAACAUGGUGGCGCAGGGACUCGUACAACCAGUCUUUUCCUUCUAUCUCAACAGAGACCCUUCGGCAACGCAAGGCGGCGAGAUCAUCCUGGGCGGGUCGGACCCGGCGCACUACCGCGGCAACUUCACCUACGUGAAUGUAGACAAGCCCACCUACUGGCAAUUCCACAUGGACUCUGUCUCCGUCAAGGGACAGAAAUUCUGCGCUAAGGGGUGCGAAGCGAUCGCGGACACGGGCACUUCGCUGAUCGGCGGGCCGGUGGCGGAGGUGGCGGCGCUGAACGCGGCGCUGGGCGCGACGCCGCUGGCGCUGGGACAGUUCAUGUUCGACUGCGCGCUCGUGCCGCGCCUGCCGCGCGUCAGCUUCGGCAUCGGUGGCAACACCUUCACGCUCGACGGCGUCGACUACGUGCUGCGCGUGAGCCAGUUCGGCAAAACAGUGUGCCUGUCCGGGUUCAUGGGGCUGGACAUCCCGCCGCCCAACGGUCCGCUGUGGAUCCUGGGCGACGUGUUCAUCGGCAAGUACUACACGGAGUUCGACGUCGCCAACAAGCGCAUCGGGUUCGCGCCCGCCGUCUGACGCGCCUCACCUACACCACGCAACAAUUCACUCACGACCCAACAUUGACGCGUAACAUGCAAAGCAAUAAUACAGAAAGCUAUGUCCGGUCACGAACAGUAAUAAUAUUUAUCUAGAAUCUAUCGAUUUUUAUAAGGAGUGUAAUUUACAACAAAUAAAACAUACUGUGGAAACCCAUCAAACCGCGUGUCGCCCACGUUCGUCUCAAGGCAGAUAGCACGCGCUGUUGUUCCAUACAUGUUGAGCGUCAUAUUGUGUCGAUUUUCUUCUAGGGAGUACAUAGCUUUAGCUAGUGAAAUAAAUAAGAAGUCGAGCAAUAUUCGUAGUUAUUCAAGAUUCAAGAUGAUUUUUAGUUAACGCAUAUUUAGGUAUUCAUUAUAUUUACAUGCACCGAUUUUGCUUGCAUAGCUUCUGUCGUAUAAAAGUGGCAGGAUUGCCCCUAUUUUGCAUACAAGCUAUGAGUGUUUUCGGCCAGAUAUUCAGUGGCAUCGCGCAGAGAUUUCCAUUCAAUACGCGUCCAGGUCGGCGGGUCCGCGCCUGCAACUCGCCGAACGGAAUAUUGUGUAAAAGGAAGAUACGCUGACGCAUGUACUACAUAAUGUAUUAGUUAGACGCGGGCGAUUAUAACGAAACAUUACAAAUAUUUUGUAGUAGUGUAACUAUAGUGUUGCAGAUUAGUCUGUGAGUGAACGCGCGGCAACCCGCACGCCUUGUCUCUGUGCAGUGGUCGCGAAACCUGUAGGGCUAGUUUACACUCACCAACUAGUGAUAAAGAUGAAUAUUGUUGUUUAGUUAAUAUUAUUUGGUCGAUAUGAUUUGUAACUAUAGCCACAUGUAGAAGAGUAUGCUUGUUUAGACAUUUAGUCAAUGUAAACGAGCGUUAAGCUGCGACCGAUUCUACCAUGACGUUUUGUUACUGUUUGCACUUUAUUGAAAUAAAAUAUAUAAACAUU
Manduca sexta (tobacco hornworm) is the source of this 2354-nucleotide messenger RNA. It is a transcript of the gene CatD, whose product is annotated as lysosomal aspartic protease. The transcript has 9 exons. Gene Ontology annotation, cellular component: lysosome. Gene Ontology annotation, molecular function: aspartic-type endopeptidase activity. The coding region runs from base 247 to 1401 and encodes 384 amino acids. NCBI's taxonomy places the organism in Eukaryota, Metazoa, Arthropoda, Insecta, Lepidoptera, Sphingidae. Gene Ontology annotation, biological process: proteolysis; cell death. The record is from RefSeq and is a predicted model, not a curated record.